AUGGAGGAUUAUGACAGACUAACAGUCACGCAGUUGCAACCAAACCCUCCAUCAAACGAACUGCAACUGGUUCUGCUGGGUAAAACAUGUGCAGGGAAAAGUGCUACAGGAAACACCAUUUUGGGAGACAGAGAACGUUUUGUCGCUCAAUUGAGCAUGAGUUCAGUCACAAAAGAGUGCAAGCGAGAAUGUGGAACACUGGGAGGACGAAACCUUGUGCUUGUAGACACACCUGCUCUGUUUGACACAGAUCUAACAGUGGAGGAAGUACAACAUGAAGUAGUACAUUGUCUGGCUUUGUGUUUACCCGGUCUUCAUGUAUUUCUGUUGGUUAUACCAAUAGAGCGAUAUACGGAGGAGCAUCAACACACAGUGGACAUGAUUCUGGAGAUGUUUAAUGAGGACAUCACCCGUCACACCGUCAUUAUAUUCUCCAAUGCUGACAAACUUAAAGGAACCUCCAUUGAGGAUUUCAUAUCAAGACAACAUAGCAGGAUGCAAGAUCUCGUGGGAAGAUUUGGGAGGCGUUUCGUGGCCUUUGACAACACAGACCCUGCAAACCGAGGUCAGGUCAUUCGACUUCUGGAGAAGGUGGAUGAGUUGUUGGUGCAGAAUGAGAACCGGCACUUCAUCAAUCAGAUUUCACAGGUUGUGCUGGAAUCCCAGAGGACAAUAAAACAGAGGAGAGAAGCUGCCAUGACUGAAAGAAUUAAGAAAAUUGCAGUUGAGGUACAAAAAAUGGCUGAUGCUCAUUGGGGUGCAUUCAAAGCGGCCAUGGAAGAAGAGAGACAAGAAACAGCAAGAAAAAGGAAGCGUGUGCAAGGCAGAAUUUAUCAGAUAAAAAUGGAUAUUGAAAAGGAAGUUCAGCAUGUGCGACCAAUCCAAACAAGACUGAUGCGUUUCAAAGCAUCUCUGCAGAGGAAACUGGUGAUCCUGAGAAGACUUGAGGAAAGAGAGAUGGAGGAGGAGAGAGAGAGAAAGAGAAUGAAGAAGAAAGAAAAGAUGGACCUGGAUAUAUGGAUACAAGAAGAAGUGCAGAGGAGAAAGAGUGAAGAGAUGAAGAAGAAUGACAAUAAUUCAGAUUACAGGGGGCCUGGGUAGCUCAGUGGUAAAAGACGCUGGCUACCACCCCUGGAGUUCGCUAGUUCACUAGUUCGAAACCCAGGGCGUGCUGAGUGACUCCAGCCAGGUCUCCUAAGCAACCAAAUUGGCCUGGUUGCUAGGGAGGGUAGAGUC
Myxocyprinus asiaticus (Chinese sucker) is the source of this 1236-nucleotide messenger RNA. Its product is annotated as GTPase IMAP family member 9-like. Bases 1 to 1101 code for a protein of 366 amino acids. The record is from RefSeq and is a predicted model, not a curated record. Gene Ontology annotation, molecular function: GTP binding. Lineage: Eukaryota; Metazoa; Chordata; Actinopteri; Cypriniformes; Catostomidae. The transcript has 2 exons.